AUGACACAAAAACGAAAGAAUGAAAAACAGGCCCCUAAAAAGAAAAAGCUCGGAAAGAAACUCAAACCAGUGAAUCAAACCAAUAUUGAAUUUAAAACAAAGGGUAUUUUCAUGGCUCAUCAAAAUUUGAGAAGCGUGGAUACUCUGGAAAGUAAUUGGGUAACCAGUAGAAAUCUAGGCUUGAAUGAUAUUUUUCCUAAAUUAAAACAUUACAACGUAAAAACUGUAGUUUCUGCAAUGAAGAGUUUACUAGAGCUUGUAACAUUGCAUCCUGUAGUUUUGAAGGUGUAUCUCGGAAAAAUUUUGAAUGAAGUUACACCACUGAUGCUUGAUGGAAAUGAAGAUGUGCAUAAUGCAUUAUUUAACUUCCUAAAUUAUAGUUUAUCAAGAAUUUCAUCGGCCUCAAUUACUCCCUUCAUUUCACUAUUGAUGGCAUAUAUUACAAGUGGAAUGACUCAUCUAAUUGGCACUGUUCGAAGAUACUCUCUCAAAAUACUUUCCAAAUUUUUAGAACAUUUCCCGGUUCCUAUUGCACAAUAUUCGGUUCGAGUCAUGCCAAAUAUUUGCUACAUUUUCAUGCUUAGUCGAAUGGGUGUUGCCUAUAAGGGAGCAAGAUACAGAACCACUCAACAGUUAUGCGUGACAGUUUUAAAUAAUUUUUUGAGCAUACUUUUUGAGAACAACAAACUUGGAAUUCCAUCAAGCAAGAGAGUUUCACACACGCACACUCAUAAUCACAUGAAAAUGAAUUUGGUAAAUGCCAACGGCUCGUCGUCAUCUUCAUCGACCAAUUCCCUCUACUUUGCGCAUGCUUCCACUUCUGAAAAGGCUCAGUUUUCUUUUGAUUUAAUAGCUCAAAACAAAAUUCAACUCAUGACUCAAUUACUCACUCGAAAGAUGGCUACUCUUGAAAAUAUGGAGCAAAAAUCAUUGAAAUUGGAUGCAGACCAACUAUUGGAGCUUGGAAAUGAUAAUUCGAAGGAUCAAGAAGAACAACAUGACAACAAACCAACAGAACAGCCUUCUUUGAAAAAGCUCUUACAAGAAGAAAUGGAUAUCAAAAUAUACAAUCUUGAAGACGAGGAAUCCAUUGCUGAAUUUUUCAAAUUGAUAUUCAAAAUUCUAGUUGAAGUUUGGAUUGAAAUUUUCGAAGAACAACGAGCAUCCGCAGCAAGUCAUCACAUCCAAACAGAAUAUGUUCUCACUAUUAUCAAGUCAGUUUUGGACAUUUCCUAUCAAUUACUGUAUGCUUUUGAACAUACUCAGCAAGGUGCUCCAGAAAGCAAGAAUAUUCAUCGCAAAACGAUCAAUAAGGCUCUGAAACAAUCAAUUCAACAUUUUGUGACUAAAAUGCCACUGCAAUUGUCCUCAAAGAUUCGCCAGAGCUCUAACAACAUUGAUCGUACCAAUGCCAGUUUGUUGGCCAUGCUUUCUUUCUGUUUUGGUAGAUUUAGUUCUGAAAAAGGGUCUACUGAAAUUUCCUACAAGGAAUGGGAGCUGGUCUAUGUGAAACAAAUCACUCACUUUAUUUCAAACGCUGAAAACUUGAAUUUGGAAGAUGAAGAUUUUGCCAAACUUUUAGGAUCCUUCUACCGAAUUUACAGAUAUUUACCACCUGCCAUUGGAGCUCAAUUAUGGAAAUCAUUGACUGCUCUCUUUAUCAAACAGGGAGCCUACUCUUCGAAACAAAAAUUAAUUUUAGAGUUCUUUGCCAGUGUUGGGUUGCAAGAUGAAGCAAUCACACCUCAAGCCGAGGUCAUUGAACAAUGGGUCUCAGUGUUAAUUCCCAUGUUAUGCAAAUUGGACGAUGAGCAACAUUAUGAAAUUAGUCAACACAUUUUACAAGUACUCCUUGCAUUGGCUAAGAACCCAAAAUUCCAAUCGUAUAUUCAAAAGACCAUCGUUGAAUCCAUCGCUCCAUUCUUUUAUAACGAAGAGACGCAACGUUGUGGACCAUUUGUGCGAUUACCAAAGCGAUUACAAUCUCUCUCUUUGCAAUUGAUUUAUUAUUUUGAGUCAUUGAGCGCAGAUUUGAUGAAGCAAAUUUCCAAAGCAUGCUGUAACGUGGAACAACGACUUGAUUUUGAUUUAAUUACACAGGUCAUUGAGGUCAUUCGACAUCACACCACCAAAUCUGAAAAACGGUUCAAGCUCAAACCAUCGGUUCACAUUAGCUUUUUAUGUACAUUGUUGUGCUUUGUUUGUUCGAACCAUGGUAACAACGGGUCAACAACUUCACACGUUGGACUUGUAGGAAUUGGAGAUGUCAUUCAAGAAAUUGUUGUCUCUUUGCAAGAUUACUCUUCCACAUGCUUUGAAAUCAUGGCUCCCUUCUUGAAAUCAACUCUUGAAAAGCAAUUGAAGGUAGAGAAAAUGAAUAUGACUCUUGUAGGAGCAUUGUUGUUAAUUUCAUCCAAAUGCAUGCAAUGGUCAAAAUUGAACGAUUCUCCAUCUCACAACGAUCAAUCUACAACCAUGCUUUCAGAAUUAUUGAAUGUCCUUCUCCCUAAAAUUCUAAUUUCCUUCCUCAAGAAUACACUCUUGCUUCACAAACGAACAAGAUCCUCAUCAGUGAUUGUAAAAGAUUUACUGACUAAUUAUCAUCCCUUAUUUGGAAAAGUCAUUCAUGAAUUGCAAACUCAAUCAUCAAAACUCGAAAUUGACUUUAUUUUGGACAUUAUUCAUUCAUGCCUUAAAGUGGCAUUACCUUAUUAUUUUGAGGAGGAAAUCAAAUCCAAUUUCAGAAACGAAGAACAAACCAUCACAAACAAUGUUGGACCAAAGAGGGUGGAACAUGUCAUUCAACAAUUACACGAACAAAUCACGACACUUUUCAAGAGAAGUGAAUUUUCUGAUUCUACUCAUUCCACCAAGAAGAAUCAAAUACUUGGACUCUUGAAAAUGAAUAAAUAA
Molecule: messenger RNA, 2913 nt
Organism: Naegleria lovaniensis
Lineage: Eukaryota; Heterolobosea; Eutetramitea; Acrasida; Naegleriidae
Exons: 3
Coding region: 1-2913 (970 amino acids)
Cellular component (GO): nucleus
Source: RefSeq, a predicted model, not a curated record